CUUCAGCCUCCGCGCGUUUUAAUGCGAUGGUGUCCCCACGCGAUCAAACUUGAGCGUCACAGCUGGGAACUGGCUUCGCGGUCCCUGAUGGGAGAGCAUGAACAGGUGUGACCCUCUUUUGGCUGGCCUACCCCGGCACCCCAAUUACUCUGUGUCUGGCCAGUCUUCAUCUCCUUCACGCUCCAACGUGUGUCUGCCUGCUAACCGGAAAGGUGAAAAGUUCUGGGGCUCUUCAUCAGAUAAGACUUUGGACUGCACGACUCAGUGGUCCAGGAUCUCAGAGCUCGAGAACUUGGGACCCGCUGCCUCUGAGGACACAGUGAGGAGUGUAGACGGCAGGCCAGGGCGGGGCUUGGGGCCUCAGCCACAUGGGGCUCCUCCCACCUCCAACCCAGACCUGCAGAAGGACAGCUGUAACGACCAGAACUUUGUGAAGAGACAUUACGACAUAGCUAAGAAGCCCUUGGAGACCAGCUCUUCCAAAGUCAAAGUGAAGUCCACCAUGAUGAUUCCUGACUCCCAGAAGCUCCUGCGGUGUGAGCUGGAGUCACUAAAGAGCCAGCUACAGGCCCAGACCAAGGCUUUCGAGUUCCUAAACCACUCUGUGACCAUGUUGGAGAAGGAGAGCUGCCUGCAGCAAAUCAAGAUCCAGCAGCUUGAAGAAGUGCUGAGCCCCCUGGGCCGCCAGGGCGAGAAGGAGGGACACAAACGGGGCGUGGAGCAGGGCCGGGAGGAGCUGUACGGGGCUCUGGCCCAAGGCCUGCAGGGACUGCAGAAGACCCUACGUGACAGUGAGGAGGUACAGCGGGCCCGCACCACCCGCUGUUUGCAGCUGCUGGCCCAAGAGAUCCAGGAUAGCAAGAAGUUCCUAUGGGAGGAGCUGGAGUUGGUGCGGGAGGAGGUGACCUUCAUCUACCAGAAGCUCCGUGAGUGUCCGACCCACAGCCUCAGGGGGGUCCUUCUGCAGCCCCUGUGCCCCAUAUCUACUAUAAUGCUUGUAAAACUAUCUAAAAAUGCCUCUAAGGAGGUCAUGAGAUCUAGACUGGUACCCACGGGGCUUGAGACAGGCCAGGGGGGCUUUCCAAGCCACCUACCAGAUCCAGACUCAAACCGAGCAUCUGGCCAUGCCGGAAUCGGGUGUCUUAGCCACCACACCACCCAGCUGCCCCCGCCCGGCAUCAUUAUUCGUGUCGCUCUUUCGUCCUCCCCCUCCCCCUCCUUCCCUGCCCAGGUCCUGACCAAGAUGAAGCAGCAGGGCUUCGAGAUGUCCUCGUGGCCGCUGACCGAGGAGGUGCCAGAGGGAGCCGAUGACUGCUGGAAAGAUGACCUCCAGAAGGAGCUGAGUGACAUAUGGUCUGCUGUACAUGAGCUGCAGAACUCCAUAGACGGCCUCGCCAUGUCCUCGGGGUCCCGCCCCCGGGCCUCGAGCCUCAGGGGCCACAAGGGACACCGGUGCUUGAGUCCUCCGCUCCCCUCUUGGGACUCAGACUCUGACUCGGAUCGGCACUGGUACCACCCCACUUUCAGCAAGAGCCGAUCCUUCCCUGCUUGAGCAGCGGGACUGCUCUCCCUGAAGACCCCUCCAGAGAGAAAAUAAACUAGCAGAGACCCUCCUCCGCCCUGGACUGCGCCUCUGUGUC
This is a messenger RNA of Tupaia belangeri chinensis (Chinese tree shrew), 1640 nucleotides long. RefSeq names its product coiled-coil domain containing 159 (gene CCDC159). The transcript has 12 exons. Lineage: Eukaryota; Metazoa; Chordata; Mammalia; Scandentia; Tupaiidae. Bases 98 to 1552 code for a protein of 484 amino acids. The record is from RefSeq and is a predicted model, not a curated record.